UGGGGGUGGAAGUUGGAGGAUAGAUAACUCUGAGGACGGCGGACGGCCUGCAGUGGGGCCCUGGGUUCGAGGCCGCCCGCCACGGACCUGCUCUGUGGCUCAGGCAGGUCCUGGCCUCUCAGGCCUCAGUUUCCCUCCCGCGAAGAUCGAGGGGCAUCUUCGGGGAUCCAGGCCUGUUCCUAUGGGAGCCAUGAAGCUGAACAAGAGAAGCGUGGCCCACUACGCACUGAGCAACUCUCCCGCAGACCACAUGGGCUUCCUGCGCACUUGGGGGGGCCCAGGGACCCCGUCCACCCCCAGCGGCACUGGCCGAAGGUGCUGGUUUGUCCUCAAGGGCAAUCUGCUGUUCUCAUUCGAGAGUCGAGAGGGCCGGGCCCCCCUGGGACUGGUGGUGCUGGAGGGCUGCACCGUGGAACUGGCGGAGGCUCCGGUGCCAGAGGAGUUCGCCUUCACCAUCCGCUUCGACGCCCCUGGUGUGCGUCCGCACUUGCUGGCAGCUGACGGCCCCGCGGCCCAGGAAGCCUGGGUGAAGGCGCUGUCCCGCGCGAGCUUCGGCUACAUGCGCCUUGUGGUGCGUGAGCUGGAGAACCAGUUGCGGGAUGCCCGCCAGAGCCUGGCCUUGCACCGCCACUCAUCCUGGAAGGCCAUUACCAGCCACUGUAGGCCCCAGGCUGUUGACCACUUGUCUCGGGGUCUGGAGAAAGGCUACUCCCUCUCCAGGGAUUCCAGCCCCAUGGGCUUGGCGGAAGUGGCCGGCAGCGCGACAGCAGGGCGGGGCUUGGCCGAAUGUGAGUUACAGGGCCCUACCAGCCUCCUUCUAAGCAGGGGCCAGAGUCCUGUAUCCCCUGAGACCUCUUGCUUCUCUACCCUGCACAACUGGUAUGGCCAGGAGAUCCUGGAGCUGAGGCGGGGCUGGCUGCAGAGGGCCCGGGAGAGCCAGCCAAAAUGUGAGGAACCGGAUAGGCCCUGAACCUGGACCCUUUGGGUUCUGCCCUUGUCCUGCUGGUCAGGACAUGAGGGCCAAUUCUUUUUCAGGAGUCUGAUGUUUACUCAUUUCCAAAGUUGAUUUUUUAUAUUCUUUUUUUUUUAAAUUUUUAUUUUAAAGAGAGAGAAAGGAAGGGGGAAGAGAGAGAGAGAGAGAGAGAAAGAAACCUUGAUUUGUUGUUCAUUUAUUUAUGCAUUUCUUGAUUGAUUCUUGCAUGUGUCCUGACCAGGGAUCAAACCCGCAACCUUGGCAUAUCGGGAUGAUGCUUUACCCAACUGGCCAGGGCCAAAGUUCCUUUUUUUGCUGAGGGUUCCCUGGGUUCCAGAUCUACCCUCAUGCCUGGAGUGGACCGAAGAAUCAUUACUUGUAAACUCUAUUUUCCCGAGGCCCAGAGAGAAAAGGUCUCGCUCAGCAGUCACGGAAGGAGGGCCAAGUCUCCUGACACUGGGCUGGACAGCCCCCUCUUCGGGAAUAUUAAUGAAAUGGAGAAGGUAGGGAAUAUUACGUGCCUACAGACCACCUUGCCUUCCAUCUACAUGCCAAACUCAGCCACAAUUUCCAACAUGGGGAGUCCCGUGUACAUUUAAAAACCAGAAGUUAGCUACAGGGUUGGUUUCAGACUGACAGUAAAAGAGAAGGUGGAUUUAUUAUAUCACGGGGGUCUCUGGGGUUCCGCUCUUCCUGAUGGUGGGAAGAUUGGACAUGUGACCCCCCCACUCUACAGUCUGGAACGGCUCUUUGGUGGGAGAAGGCUAUCAGCCAAUAUAGAGGGGUUUAUUCUGCUCAGAAAGUGUUGGGGACCCCCUCCUCUCUCCCCCUCUCCCUGAUUAUCCAGUCAACAGAUGGUGCUAGACCUUGACCCCGGAGGGACUGGCAGCUUUUAUGUCAGAAGAAACCCUUACUGUGUUCUGUCCGCAGUAGCCAGCCCUUGGAGCUGCCAAGUGGGAAGCCGAAAAAGCGAUGGGCAGGCAGUGUGUUCCCCCAGGGAGUCCGUUUUGUGUUGGUUCUCAGUCCUGGGCAUUCUAGGAGCGUUGGCACAGGAUUCCUGGUGCCCUGUCAUGAAUUCUUCUCUCCUGCCUGGGCUCCCAGAGAAGUCUUCCUGCUUCUGGAACCACCUGGGCACUCGUCCACAGUCCUGCCUGUCAUCCAGCGUUUCCCUGCCUAGACCCUCUCAUUGCUACUCUCCCCAGCAGGCCAGGUGUUUUCUUUUUCAAUUGUUCUGGAAGGCAAAGUGGCUGGCUCCAUAGAGCCAGAGAGGCCAGACUAGCCUGAUGCCUGUGGACAUGGUGACAACAGCUGGAUAGAAGAUGCAAAGCCCGGGCAGAGGAUACCCUCGCCCCCAGUGCGCACAGUCUGUUCCUCUCUCCCGUGCUGCCGCCCCAGGCAGCCUGACGAAGGCCCAACUAGGGCUAGAGACUGAGGCUCAGAGCCUCUUGAGGCUAGGAGGCUGAAAUGCAGGGCCAGGGGCCAGGACCGGUUCUUUGCGUGUUUCCAAGGAAGAGGGGCCACUCUCCCAGCCCUGUACUGGAGCUCCCCAGCCCACUGCCCCGUGUUUUAUACAGACAUUCCGGGAUUUCAUCUUUCUUAUUGUGACAGUAUUUUUUGUAUGAUUAAAACACUAAG
Phyllostomus hastatus (greater spear-nosed bat) is the source of this 2608-nucleotide messenger RNA. It is a transcript of the gene PHETA2, whose product is annotated as PH domain containing endocytic trafficking adaptor 2. The transcript has 2 exons. Bases 182 to 970 code for a protein of 262 amino acids. Lineage: Eukaryota; Metazoa; Chordata; Mammalia; Chiroptera; Phyllostomidae. The record is from RefSeq and is a predicted model, not a curated record. Gene Ontology annotation, cellular component: early endosome; trans-Golgi network; recycling endosome. Gene Ontology annotation, biological process: retrograde transport, endosome to Golgi; receptor recycling; endosome organization.